AUGUCUCUCGUUAAAAUCAAGCAUAUUCUUCUCGUCCUCUCGGGCAAGGGUGGCGUGGGGAAGUCGUCGGUCACCACACAGCUCGCUUUGUCACUUUCACUCGGCGGCUAUUCCGUUGGGGUACUCGAUGUCGACCUUACUGGACCUUCAAUGCCGCGCAUGUUUAAUAUUGAAGACGCAAAGGUUACUCAAGCGCCAGGAGGGUGGCUUCCCGUAACUGUGCACCCUGCCAACCCGGAGGCCGGUAUAGGCGAGCUGAAAUGCAUGAGUCUUGGCUUCCUAUUGCGUGGAAGAGGCGAUGCGGUCGUAUGGCGUGGCCCCAAGAAGACCGCAAUGGUCCGGCAAUUUCUCUCAGACGUAUUGUGGGGGGAGAUGGAUUUUCUACUCAUCGAUACACCCCCGGGGACAUCUGACGAGCACAUAUCACUUGCAGAGACAUUGCUGAAAGAUGCACUCCCGGGACAGGUCUCCGGAGCGGUAGUAGUGACUACACCUCAAGCGGUCGCCACAGCUGAUGUCAGAAAAGAAUUAAAUUUCUGCGCGAAGACGGGCAUAUCGGUCGUCGGUGUCGUCGAAAACAUGGUCGGGUUUGUUUGCCCGAAUUGCGCCGAAUGCACCAACAUAUUCGGCAAGGGAGGAGGCCAAGUCAUGGCGGAAGACUUCCACGUCCGCUUUUUAGGAGGGGUCCCUAUCGACCCUCAAUUUGUCAUGUUAGUUGAGUCCGGACGACGACCUCGGUACCCAAAAGGGACCGUUAUCAACGGAAAAGACUUCUCUGAGACCGACGAAAUCAACCACACAGGCACGCCGACCGAAGAAGCCAAAGAUGCUAGCCUGCUUGCAAACAAAUAUCUGGAUUGUUCCCUUGAGCCUAUCUUCAGAAAGAUCACGCAAGAUAUUAUCACAGCUGUCGGAUGA
Molecule: messenger RNA, 918 nt
Organism: Annulohypoxylon truncatum
Lineage: Eukaryota; Fungi; Ascomycota; Sordariomycetes; Xylariales; Hypoxylaceae
Product: P-loop containing nucleoside triphosphate hydrolase protein
Exons: 2
Coding region: 1-918 (305 amino acids)
Biological process (GO): iron-sulfur cluster assembly
Cellular component (GO): cytosol
Molecular function (GO): 4 iron, 4 sulfur cluster binding; ATP binding; ATP-dependent FeS chaperone activity
Source: RefSeq, a predicted model, not a curated record